Messenger RNA from Aspergillus heteromorphus CBS 117.55, 1099 nucleotides. Its product is annotated as GNAT family N-acetyltransferase. The coding region runs from base 253 to 786 and encodes 177 amino acids. The transcript has a single exon. Lineage: Eukaryota; Fungi; Ascomycota; Eurotiomycetes; Eurotiales; Aspergillaceae. The record is from RefSeq and is a predicted model, not a curated record. Gene Ontology annotation, molecular function: acyltransferase activity, transferring groups other than amino-acyl groups.
CCUCCACAGCAGGACAAUCCCUCCCACGCACCAAGAUUGCCAACUAUACCUAUGCCUAUUACCUAGUACCUGCAUAAGCGAUAUCGAAACAACCACAACACUACCACGCCACACCAUACCACACCACACCUACCACCUACCACCUACCUACCACCUACCACCUACCAACCAACCAACCAACCAACCAACCAACCUCCCAACCUCUCAAUCCAACCUCCCAACACCUUAAACCUACAACACAAUCAACCAAACAUGACCAACCCCCCGCAACCCAAGUCCACCUACCAAAUCCUCCCCGCGACAACCCCCACACACAUCUCCGCAAUCCGCACGCUCUUCUCCGCCUAUGCAUCCUGGCUAUCCAUCGACCUGACCUUCCAAGACUUCAGCACCGAGCUGGCUACGCUUCCCGGAAAAUACGCCUCUCCGGGCGGCGCCCUCCUCAUCGCGUACAGCGUUGACCCCUCGAACCAACAUGAACACGAACCGACCCCGCUAGGCUGCGUCGCCCUGCGCCCGCUCCCGCACCUCCCCGGAAAGCGCUUCUGCGAGAUCAAGCGGCUGUACGUGAUCCCAGAGGCGCGGGCGAUGGGGGUGGGCCGGGCGCUGGCAGAGGCGGUGGUGCAGACGGCGAGGGAGCUGGGGUAUGAGGAGGUGAGGCUGGAUACGUUGCGGAAUAUGCAUGGGCCGAGGAGGUUGUAUCAGGCGCUGGGGUUUGUGGAGGUGGGCAAGUAUUAUGAGACGCCGGUGGAGGAGGAGACGGUGUUUUUGGGGAUGGGGUUGUAGGUAUUAUUAACUUGGAAUGAGGGUGGGUGGAAUGGAUAAGAUUGGGGGUUAAUGGCCUCGUGUGUUGUGUGAGGUUGAGUGAGGGGUUCGAGAUGAGAUGAGAUGAGAUGAAAAUGUAUGAACCAUGGUACUAUAAUGAAAUAAAAUGUAAAUAGCCUAGAAUUUGACAGCUAUACACACGCCCGUCAGGGUAUAUGACAGCAAUCAUGACCGCACAGCUAUCUAAUAACAACAAAAGCAAAGAAAAGCAAAGCAAAGCAAAGCUCAGCCCGUCUCACAAACUCAGACUGUUGAGCUUGAUAUAUUGAAAUGG